Molecule: messenger RNA, 1178 nt
Organism: Vicugna pacos (alpaca)
Lineage: Eukaryota; Metazoa; Chordata; Mammalia; Artiodactyla; Camelidae
Source: RefSeq, a predicted model, not a curated record
GAGUCUGGCCUGGCCCGCUGUCCAGGAGGAUAUAAAUCUCAGCUUCUUUAGCCUUGCUGCUUCAUCGCCAGACGAAGUAGCUCAACUGGCAACAUGAAGGUGGGCGGCCUCUUCCUCUUUGCAGUCCUCCUCACCCUCAGCAAAGAGCUCCAGGCGGCUGGGAUCUGUGUGGUGGAGUGCCGGGGAGACCAGGACUGUGGGGCAGGAGAACGGUGCAUCAGCAAUGGGUGUGGCCACGUCUGCUCACGAGCCGAGGAAAGCGAGGACAGCAUCUGUGAGCAUCAGUGCAGAGAAGACAAGGACUGUGGAAGGGGGAAACAGUGCAUCAGGAAGGGCUGUGGGCACAUCUGCUCCUACACUGCUAGAACAGGCCUCUGUGAGCAGCAGUGCAGGAGACACCAGGACUGUGGAGCCGGCAAACAGUGCAUCAGGAAGGGCUGUAGCCGAGUCUGCUCCCCAACCCCUGACGCAGGCUCACAGUUUUCAGCUGAAGUGUUUCUAGCCGCUGGGAUCUGUGUGGAUCAGUGCCGAGAAGACCGGGACUGCGGUCCAGGGAGUCGGUGUGUGAGCAAUGGAUGCGGCCACGUCUGCUCCCCAGUGAGAGACCAGGCUGAGUUAUUGCCAGCAGUGGCUGGCAGGUGCUGUUUCCCCUCAGAAGCUUCAGUUCCCUUCCUUUCUGGACUGAAAGGCUAGGAUUGAUUGCUGCCACUGAAAACUGUGGGCGCAUCAAGGUGGACUGGGAACUAGGGAGGCUGUAGAGUUAAGACCACGUGUAUCACCCAAGGAAAGCUUGUUCAACACCUCUGUUCUCUCUCAGGCUCAGGAACCAAACUUAGAUGUUUUGGAGGGGAUGGAGGAGAAUGUAAGGGAAUCCCACAGAUGAAGGAAGUGUCUCCCCAACGUCAAGUAGAGACUUGUCAUCCACCAGAUCUAUUUCCCUUGAUUCACAAGUGCAGUGUGCAGUCUGCAUUUCCCAUGCCCUAAAUGGAUAGGGUAAGCUGUUUGAGGGGUGGACUUACAGCACAGAUUCUCCAGUAUCAACAUGUAUAAGAAUGACCUGGGGGUAUAAGACUUGUUAAAAUCCAAUUGCUGGGACCCAGCCCCAGAAGUCCUGUUUCAGCAGGUGUGUGGUGGGGCCCAAGAUCCUGAAUUUCUAACAAGCUCCCAGGGAAUGAUCC